GUCUCAUGCGACGGUCAUUCGCUGUUCGAAGCCGCCUCGUUCCAUCUCUCUUGGCCCCGACCGUCCGUCACAGACCUCUUCUCCGCUCCUUUCUCUCCCACCACCAACUGGUCGACGAGAUCACGCAUCCAAAUCCCGCUCCCACAUGCCCGGAGAAUGCCGCCACCUUCCGUCCUCUCCAAGUCAUCAGGGAUCGGCUCCGAUCGGAGGCCUCCCUCGACCCAGCCACUGUCGUCAUGUCCCUCAAGCAGUGUCGCGGCCGACCAGGCCUCCAGAUCCACGCCCUUGCGCUGUCCUCCGGCCUCGACGCGUACGUCAUCGUCUCCAACUCUCUCAUUAACAUGUACUCCAAAUCUGGCUCCUUCGACCUCGCUCGCAAGAUAUUUGACAGCAUGUCUUGCCCCGAUGUCGUCUCGUGGAACACCAUUCUCUCCGGGUUUGCUUCCGGCGCGGAAGCGCUGGAGUUCGCUGCACUCAUGCGUCGAGCAGGUGUUCCCUCCGACCCUGUGACCUUCACCAUGGUGCUCGCCUUCUCCGCGGACCUUCAGGACUUGGAAUCGGGGCAGCAGUUGCACUGCCUUGUUCUAAAAUCUGGGUUCGACUCCGACAUUUUUGUCGGGAAUGCACUCAUCACCGCAUACUCAAGGGCUGCCUGCGCCGACGAAGCCAAGAGAGCGUUCGACGAAAUGGCGGUGAGGGAUUUGGUCUCGUGGAAUUCGUUGAUCUGCGGGCUUACUCAAGACGGCGACUGUGGAACCGAAGCCAUCGAGUUCUUCCUUAUGAUGGUGAGGGAGGAAGGUGUCAGGCCGGAUCGCAUCUCGUUGGCCAGCGUCAUCUCGGCGUGUGGUCACGAAGGAAGUGUAGGCUAUGGAUGCCAGGUUCAUGGCUUCGCAACGAAGUUAGGGGUGGAGGACCAUGCCUCGGUCUCUAACGUCCUCAUGUCGAUGUACUACAAACACGGGGACAUCGUUUACGCCAAGAGGGUGUUCGAGAAUAUGACGGAGAGGGAUGUCAUCGCAUGGACGACCAUGAUAUCGAUCGAGUCGGAAAACGCAAUUCCUCUCUUCAAUGGCAUGAGACAGGACGGGGUGCAACCCAACGAUGUCACUUUCGUCGCAUUAAUCUUCGCUGUGUCAGACGAGCACCUGAUGAGAGAGGGACAAAUGGUUCAUGGAGUCUGCUUCAAAACCGGGAUCGCUGCGGAGGUGAAUGUUUCCAACAGUCUUAUAACCAUGUACGCGAAGCUGAAAUCCAUGGAGGAGGCGAGGAGGGUGUUCGACGGAAUGCACUGCAGGGAGACCGUCUCUUGGAAUGCUUUGCUCUCAGGAUUUGCUCAGAAUGGGCUGCGCGAGGAAGCUCUUGAGGUGUUCUCCUCGUUGAUCGGGCACUGCCAGCCAAACCAGUACACGUUCGGGAGCGUCUUGAGCGCGAUAACCGCAGCUCAAACGGUUUCCUUGACUUACGGUCAAGGUUGCCACGGCCGCAUCAUCCGAUUGGGUCUCAACACCGACGCCUAUGUCUCUGGUGCUCUGAUCGACAUGUACGCGAAGCGCGGAAGCAUCGACGAGGCCCAGAGAGCAUUUGAUGAGACUGUCGUGAAGAGGCUUGUCGGUUGGACGGCGAUCGUAUCGGCCCACGCAAAACACGGGAACUACGAGGAGGUGAUGAGCCUGUUCGAAGGGAUGAAGCACGUGGGCGUCCGUCCCGAUCACGUCACGUUCCUCGCGGUGCUGGUUGCCUGUGGCUGCAAGGGGAUGGUCGACGAGGGCCGGAAGGUGUUCGACUCGAUGGUGCAGGAGCACGAGAUGGAGCCAUGGGCAGAGCACUACGCGUGCGUCGUGGACAUGCUGGGGAAGGCGGGCAGGUUGGACGAAGCAGAGGAGUUCCUGAGACUGGCACCAACUCCGCCAGGAGUCUCGGCGCUGCAGAGCUUGCUGGGGGCGUGCCGUGUGCAUGGGAACGUGGACAUGGGGAGCAGGGUGGCGGAGGCUCUGAUGGAGCUGGAGCCAGGGGAGUCGGGGGCCUACGUGCUGAUGUCGAACAUCUACGCCGAUAUGGGAGACUGGGAAAAUGUGGCGAAGAUGAGAAGGGGGAUGAGGCAGAGAGGGGUCAGGAAGGAAGUGGGUUUCAGCUGGGUGGAUGCCGGCAUCAGGGACGACUCCAUACACAUGCACAAAUUCUCAUCGGGCGACAGGACCCAUCCAUGGGCGGAGGAGAUACACUCCAUGGCUCGGAGUUUGGGGUCGGAGAUGAAGGCGAGGGACGAGGACUGGUCCGACAUCGAUCUCGCUCGGUUGCCGAAUCCCUGAUACAGGACAGCAGGACAAGUAACUGUUCCGGAAGUGGCCAGCGGCGGAUUUGACCAGAUCGUGUAGCCCUCGACUACUUAAAAGAUGUAUGGAGGAACAGAAAGAAGGAAGAUAGUACCUCAUUUUGUAGCGCCCUUUCCAGUAUACAUUUAGUAUUUAUUUAUACUUUU
Molecule: messenger RNA, 2479 nt
Organism: Musa acuminata subsp. malaccensis (wild Malaysian banana)
Lineage: Eukaryota; Viridiplantae; Streptophyta; Magnoliopsida; Zingiberales; Musaceae
Product: pentatricopeptide repeat-containing protein At4g32430, mitochondrial
Biological process (GO): RNA modification
Cellular component (GO): intracellular membrane-bounded organelle
Molecular function (GO): RNA binding; protein binding
Source: RefSeq, a predicted model, not a curated record